Messenger RNA from Pygoscelis adeliae (Adelie penguin), 1782 nucleotides. RefSeq names its product grainyhead-like 3 (Drosophila) (gene GRHL3). Gene Ontology annotation, molecular function: RNA polymerase II cis-regulatory region sequence-specific DNA binding; DNA-binding transcription activator activity, RNA polymerase II-specific. The transcript is spliced from 15 exons. The coding region runs from base 13 to 1782 and encodes 589 amino acids. Gene Ontology annotation, cellular component: nucleus. The record is from RefSeq and is a predicted model, not a curated record. Gene Ontology annotation, biological process: regulation of transcription by RNA polymerase II. NCBI's taxonomy places the organism in Eukaryota, Metazoa, Chordata, Aves, Sphenisciformes, Spheniscidae.
UCUGUGCGUCUGAUGAAGAAUGACACCAUGAACUUCCAGAAAUUCCCCUAUACCAAUGAAGAUGAAGCCUGGAAAACCUACCUAGAGAACCCCUUGACUGCAGCCACCAAAGCUAUGAUGAGGGUGAACGGAGAUGAUGACAGCGUGGCUGCCCUGAGCCUCCUCUAUGACUACUACAUGGUCCCAAAGGAGAAGAGGAUUCUUCCAUCUGGUAUGAUGGGACGCAAUGAACUAGGAAAGAGGCACUGCCACGGAAUGGAGUACGACCCAGAGAUUGCAUCCUUUGAUGGCUCAGCCCAUCUCAUGAAGCUCUUGUCUGAAAAUGUUUCCAUGACCCAAGAAUAUUGUGAGCCACAGAAGAAGAACGGCUUAAGUCUUGAAGGCGUCCCUACUCCUCACAAGCCAGCCAUGCUUCCACCAGGCACUAGCAAGCUGGAUGCCACCCCAGACAACUACAUGGUCCCUCCAGGGGAUGUAUACGACAACAGCUCAUUGAACUCCCUCUUCGAGACCAUCCCCGUAGCCCCACCACAGCAGAGGUGGCAGCCAGACAGCACUUUCAAAGAGGAUCCCCAGGAGUCGCUACUCUUCAGUGAUAUCCUCAAACCCCAGCCAGAGCCACCUUGCCCUGAGAGUUAUGCUACGGACGGUGUUAAGAGUGACUUUGAAUACACUCUGGGGUCACCCAAAGCCAUUCACAUCAAAUCUGGGGACUCUCCCAUGGCCUACCUCAACAAAGGACAGUUCUACCCCAUCACGCUGCGGACAGCUGGAGACAGCAAAUGUUUACACUUGUCCUCAAAUAAAGUGAAGAGUGUUGUGAUGAUUGUUUUUGACAACGAAAAGAUCCCGACGGAGCAGCUCAAGUUCUGGAAGCACUGGCAUUCCCGCCAGCCCACGGCCAAGCAGAGGGUCAUUGACGUUGCUGACUGUAAAGAAAACUUCAACACAGUGCAGAACAUCGAGGAGUUAGCCUACAAUGCACUGUCCUUCGUGUGGAACAUCCACGAGGAAGCAAAGGUUUUUAUUGGGGUGAAUUGCCUGAGCACUGACUUCUCCUCCCAGAAAGGAGUGAAAGGUGUCCCGCUCAACCUCCAGAUAGACACUUACGACUACGGCAAUGGAACCAGCCAGCUGGUGCACCGCGCCGUCUGCCAGAUCAAGAUAUUCUGCGAUAAGGGAGCAGAGAGGAAAAUGCGAGAUGAUGAAAGGAAACAGUUCAGAAGGAAAGGAAAAUGCCUGGACUCCAAUAACAAUGGUCUGAAAGGCUGUUUGCUCUCUGGCUUCAGAGGGAAUGAAAUCACGUUCCUGAGGCCAGAGACUGACCUCGAAACCCAGCCAGUCCUGUUUAUCCCCAACGUCCAUUUUUCAAACCUGCAGAGGUGUGGCACGGUGCUCCCUCCUGCUGUUCCCAACUCUGCAAACAGGCUGCCCUUGAAACGGAGUGGUGCCUCGUUCACAGAUGAGUUUGACCCGAUACCUCCAAAGCAAACCAAGGAAGAAGAUCCUCAGAGAGUCUUGCUGUAUGUGCGGAGGGAGUCAGAGGAAGUGUUUGACGCUCUCAUGUUGAAGACACCAGAUCUCCAGGGCCUCAGAACAGCUAUUUCGGAAAAAUAUGGGCUUCCUGAAGAAAGCAUUUAUAAAGUCUACAAAAAAUGCAAAAGAGGGAUCCUGGUGAACAUGGACAACAACAUCAUCCAGCACUACAGCAACCACAUGGCCUUUCUCCUGGACAUGGUGGAAGCAGAGGACAAGUUCCAGAUCAUCCUCAAGGAGCUAUAA